AUGUUGAAUGAGAUUGACCAAAAAGUCAUUGUGAUAACGAGAUUGGCAGUGAUCGUUGCUCAAGAAACGGUAAAACUAUUUUCAGCCAAGUCGAAGAUAUAUAAUCAGUUCACAGUUACGCCAGCUAAAGAGUUUAAGCCAGACAUGGAUGCCUUUUUUAUUAUGAAAUGGUGUUUCGCCUUGGUUUCUCUUUUCCAGUCGUCACCUGCCACGGCUGAAGGAAUAUACAAAGACGGAAAAGUCAUCAUUGGAGCAAUCUUGCCAGUACGAUACCCCAAAAACUCGAAUACCUCAAGAUUUUCGUGUGCAGAAUUGCGUCCUCAAGGUCUUGCUCAUGUGGAGGCUGUGUUGUAUGCUAUUGAAACUAUAAACAAAGACAACUCCCUUUUGACAAAUGUGACUUUGGGAUAUGAUGUAAAAGGAAGUUGCUUAAACCCAGCUUUGGCAAACACCUUGACUUCCGAAUUUGUCACAAGAAAUAAGGCUAUCAGACUCAAGUACCAGCUGAACGAUACGGACAAAUGCUUUCAAAAGUACUUUGGGAAUCUUCGGAAGCCAAUUGCAGCUGUGAUCGGACCUGGAGACUCCAGGAGCUCUGUCGUUGCGGCCAGUCAGUUGAACAUUGAUGAUAUUCCUCAAGUUGCCCCGUUUGCCACUAGUGAAGAACUCAGCCAGCCAUAUUUCAAGACGUUUUUUAGGCCAGUUCCACCAGACGGACAACAAGCCAUAGCUAUCGCCGACAUUGUAGACUAUUUCAAAUGGAAAUACAUUUACAUCAUAGCCGAAGAUAGUACCUACGGAAAAUCCGGCGUCAUGUCCCUGCAAAAGGAAGUCGAUGAAAGAGAAACGUUUUGCAUAUCUGAGAUAGCCUACUUCCCAUCGUCCGGUUACCAACAGGCCAUGAAAAAAAUUGUUUCAAAAAUCAAAUUUUCGUCAAAAGUGAAAGUGAUGGUGUUAUGGAGUGGCACUACUACUUCAACCCGUUUCAUUGAAGAAGCCYACAGUCAAGGAAUUACAGGACGAACGUGGAUUGCACCUGACGGAUGGUCCGAGGAAACGCCUUUGUUUAAGACCAAUUUCAUGCAAACAAUUGGAGGAUUCGUGGGAACAAAACUUCGAAAGUACAACGUAGAUGAAUAUUUUCGCCAUUUAACCAGCUUGAACUAUUCAUCUGCAAGAGUUCAGCACCAUACUUGGUGGAGAGAGUACUGGAUGCUCCAGAAMAAAUGUGAAAACAUUUCGACAUGCGAUUUUACAAACUUUCGCAUCACAAAASAACGAUAUCACGAAAUGUAUUCUUCUYAUCUUCCUUUCRUAAUCGAUGCAGUCUAUGUGAUUGCUCAUUCCCUUGAUGCAAUAUACCGCUGCCAAGAAAGCMCAACAAACGCCUGCCCAAAGACUGAACCAUUUAUUGAUACAAAAGACAUUUUGAGAUACAUACGCAAUGUAACCUUUGAAGGAGUAACGGGAAGAGUCGAUUUUGAUGAACAUGGAGACUCCAUUAKUUCGGCCGCCUAUGAUAUUGUUAAUUUACAAGCMGGGACCACURCYCCUCAGUUGAAGAYWRUYGGCACUUGGGACCGAAACAAAGCAAGCCGACUAAAUAUAAGCARCAAUUCAUUGUAUUGGAACAACGGCACUAACAAGGUUCCAGUAUCAGUAUGCAUAGAACCGUGUUCGCCAGGGUACAUGCAGACAAUGACAGUAGAAUGCUGUUGGGAGUGCAUCCCCUGCCAAGCUGGUCUUAUUAGUCAAAGAUACAGCUCUUCGAACUGCACUGAAUGCCCAAUAGAUCAAAUGCCUAACCAAGAUCGAACAGAGUGCAYUGACUUGCCAGAAGUGAAUAUCUCAUUUUAUGAUUCUCAGUCCAUUGUUCUCCUCGUGGUGGCAGCCAUCGAGCUUGUUUUGGUUCUCUUUGUCUUAUUCAUCGGCUUGAAAUACCGAAAUACGCCAAUUGUCAAGUCUUCCAAUCGAGAAAUGAGUGUCGUAUUUCUUUUCGGAAUAGUCGUUGGAAUAGUAUCUGGGGUUAUCCGCCUUGCUCGUCCAACUCCUUUGAUAUGUUAUUUCAACAAUCCACUCGACGCCCUCUACUGUACGCUAUGCUUAUCUAUUCUAAUCGUCAAGACCAAYCGAUUGGUUCGAGUUUUCGAGUUGAAUUUCGUCCCAUCACGAAUUAGCAAGAUCUGCAAUCUUAAGUAUACGCAAUUUAUGGUUCUGCUUUCUUUGAACGUAAUAACAAUAGUACUCAUGACAUUAUGGCAUGUACUCGACCCACCUUACGUUCAYGUUACAACGGAACGUUUAAAGUCAAAGCACUUAGAAUGCAGACGACAUAAGAGAACUGUUGGCCUUGCUCUUCAAGCUUCAGUGUAUGCAUACCAGUUUAGUCUGUCCAUCUUCUGUGCUUACUACGCGUUCAAGGCCAGGAACCUACCAGAAAACUUUAGUGAAGCACGUUACAUUGCCUUUGCRAUGUACAUGCAACUUCUGUGUUCGAUGUGCUAUGCUAUAUUGCAAAACACCGUGACGGGGAACUUUUUAACAAUUUUCUCAUCAGCGAUAUUAAUUGUAAGUUCAAUUGGGUUUCUCGUGUGUAUGUUUGCUCCAAAGGUCUACAUCAUUCUGAGAUUCCCAGAGAAAAAUACUUUGAAGUACGUACAGAAAUCUGUGGCAAAUCAUUCUCUUCACAAGGACUUUGUAUCCAGUGAUGCCACUAAGAAUGCUUUGUCCUGCAAACUGAAGGAAGCAGACCGUAGUGAGGCUGAACCUCCGGUCAGAGAAGCAGUGGUGAUCUUAGAACCCAGUGAAGUCUUCCAUGGCGAUGCAAAGGGAAUGGAAGUUCACAAUGAAGAGAAAGAAGAAAAUCUAUAGUUCAAAAAAAUAUCUUGUGCCGUUGUCAAGAACCACAGAGCUUUUCAGAUUUCAGAUAUUCCGGCAGGCUACCAUCCACAGCAAAACACAAGAAAAGUUCCAGCCAAACCGAAUCAAUUCCAAAAAAGAGAAGAAUAAAAAACUAGCUGAGCAUUGUAAUCGAGCAAUGUUGGAUCUAAAGUUAUGAAGAUCAUGAUGACAUACGCAAUAUUCUUUUAGUGGACUAUUCCGUCGUACACUAGUCGUAUGGGUCUCAGUUUAUUUCUAUGUUUAAUUAAUACAAAUCGCCGAUCUUUGUUUGUUACUGUUUGACUAUAGUUAUCUCAGUCCAAUGGCCGAACUUAUGUAUUGUAUAAUUGAAAACGAAUUGAUUCUUAUACAGACCAUGCAUCAUUUUACGUGAUGGAGACGUUGUAAUUGUAMACACUUUUUAAUGUUAAAUGUAAGGCCUGUUUUAGACGUCGGUCUUUUGCCGCGUCUAAACUAAUUGCUUACAAGCAGUUUUUUUGAAGUUUUCAGUCUACAUCGAUUGAUAUUUACAGAUUAUAGCAAUACGUUUUUCCAACUGAACAAAAUCUACUAAUGUCAAUAAAUUCACUAAAAAUGUACACAAUGCUCAGAAACUCAACUCCACCAAUUAGAUUAAAUUCGACAAAUGAUCGACGUCGGAAACGGGCCUAAAAUGUAUAAUUGCACUCAUAUUUAGAUGCCGCAGUAUCCUGAACUAAAAACGUUAUGAGAAUUCAAGCCUUUUUAGUCAAUUCUGAAUAAUUUUGAAUCUUUCUUAACUAUCAGGAUAGUGAAUAUAUAUUUUUUGGGGGUUCACCGGAUGUCUGCGGAUUCAGUAAGAAGCAAAAUGAAAAAUAGUUUGAGUAUCUCUGUAAAUUUAAAUGCACCAUGAUGAAAUCCAAUGGUUUUUGCUCAAGUAAACUGAGUCAUUUA
Exaiptasia diaphana is the source of this 3813-nucleotide messenger RNA. RefSeq names its product metabotropic glutamate receptor 3. Gene Ontology annotation, cellular component: membrane. The transcript has a single exon. Gene Ontology annotation, molecular function: adenylate cyclase inhibiting G protein-coupled glutamate receptor activity. Gene Ontology annotation, biological process: regulation of synaptic transmission, glutamatergic; G protein-coupled glutamate receptor signaling pathway. NCBI's taxonomy places the organism in Eukaryota, Metazoa, Cnidaria, Anthozoa, Actiniaria, Aiptasiidae. The coding region runs from base 1 to 2871 and encodes 956 amino acids. The record is from RefSeq and is a predicted model, not a curated record.